Messenger RNA from Saccostrea cuccullata (small rock oyster), 7493 nucleotides. RefSeq lists its product as uncharacterized. NCBI's taxonomy places the organism in Eukaryota, Metazoa, Mollusca, Bivalvia, Ostreida, Ostreidae. Bases 38 to 7465 code for a protein of 2475 amino acids. Gene Ontology annotation, cellular component: membrane. The transcript has 22 exons. The record is from RefSeq and is a predicted model, not a curated record.
UGCUUUACUAAACGUCUGCACCACAUAUUGUGUAAAGAUGCAACAGGAAAGAUUAUACUCGAAGAUUAAACGAUUAAUCAUCAGCCUUCUUUUGGCCCUAACGUCAAUAACUUCCGGUAUCAACAUAAGGACAAAGUUGGGUCAGAUAGAAGGCGCUACAGUCGUUGUAAAUAAUGUAAGUGUUCACCAGUUCCUCAAAAUACCGUUUGCCAAACCUCCCAUCGGAACACUUCGGUUCCGGAAGCCAGAGCCUUUUGGAAAAUGGAACGAAACACUAAAAGCAACAGAGUUUGGACCAUCAUGCAUGCAGAACAUCUAUGAAAACGACCAACGUCUGAUUCCAAACCUUAACAUUACCGAGGACUGUCUUCAGCUGAAUGUGUUUGUCCCAGGAGAUAUUUACAGACAGCAGAACCUCUCCGUUAUGAUCUGGGUACAUGGCGGUAGUCUAACGCACGGGCAGGGUACCAUGUUUAAUGGCUCCUACCUCGCUUCUCGAACAAACGUUAUAGUGGUGACUAUAAAUUACAGACUGAAUGUGUUCGGGUUUAUCUACGCGGGCCUAGACUCCAAUUUUAAGGGACAUUAUGGAUUCUUUGAUCAACAACUGGCUUUUAAAUGGGUGAAGGAUAACAUAGAAGAUUUUGGCGGGAAUUCCAAUAGCAUCACCAUAUUUGGAGAGUCUGCUGGAGGAAGAUCUGUUACUUUACAGAGUAUCAUUCCUAGUAACCUAGGUUUAUUCCAGCGUGUUAUAGCAGAGAGUGGAUCUGUUUUGGUGCCAGCAGAUGUACCCGUCACUGAUACAGACUCACUAAAUAUGAUGAAACAAAUCGCCAAACUUAUGAACUGCUCACGUUCUAACAUUGAUGAGACAAUGCAUUGUCUACAGUCUAAUAACGCUUCUUAUUUAGAAUCAAUGACAUCAAAUAUUCGGUUUUCCUUGCCUGCUGGGGAGCUCUUUAACAAUUCCCUUUUCAGCGAUCUGAAAAAUACGAAUUCAGCUUCUUUUAAAAUGUUACAGAGUAUAGAUCUAAUGGCAGGCACCAAUACAGGCGAAGCUGGAUUAGAGUACUUUAAAUUAGCUGGUUUCCAAAAGUCCUGGGGUUUCAACGUCUCCGAAAAUAUCCCAUCAAGAAUUCUUUGCGAACACAUUGUCCCAGAUGUUACUGAAAAAUGGUUUCAAACCUGUGAUGACCUUAGUGUUGCAAUAUGCCAUAGGUACUUGCAGAAUGUGGCAGAAAAUGCUUCCCUAUUAGACCAAACUCAGGCAGCCUCAGAUUUGUACGCUGAUUUAGCGAUUAAUUAUCCAACAUUUUACUUACUUCAGUUACAUUCAAACACGAAGAACAAUAAUACCUACCAAUAUUCCUUUGCACACAAACCCACUUGGGAGCUAAUGCAGGACAGACCGGUGUGGCUUCGGGGACCAAACCACGCCUCCGAACUGGCGUUUGUGUUCGGUCUAAAGAACUGGUAUCCGCAUACAAUUUCACCAACACCUGCUGAGCUUGAUUUGUCACAUUCAAUGAUGGACUUCUGGUCUAACUUCGCCAAGACAGGAAAUCCCAAUUCUAGAGAGCAAAAUAUUUGGAAAUCAUUCAACAUGAGAAAGAGACACUAUCUUUCUCUUGAUAUACCAUUAAUGCCAGGAGUAUCUCUGUAUGGAUCUAGAAUGGACUUCUGGGAUAUAGAUAUACCAAACGUAGUUCAUGCAUGUAGAAGUGGAGAAUAUAUAAUUCCAACUUCGUUGGGGAAAAUUCGCGGGAUCAUAACAAAAGUGAAAUCUAAGAAAAUUUCGAUUUUCAGGAAAGUGCCAUACGCUUUACCUCCUUUAAAUACAUUGAGGUUUGCCAAACCACUCCCCGUUGGUCCGUGGAAUGGAACUCUAGAUUCAACUGUUUCUGGACCUUCCUGUGUUCAGUUUCUUGACAAAAAUAACCCAAGACUUCCAAAUGUAAAUAUGUCUGAGGACUGUCUGCAUCUGAAUAUCUAUGCUCCAUUUCCUAUACGACAGACGUCAAGGAAGGCCGUCAUGAUUUGGAUACAUGGGGGCGGAUUCACAGGAGGCCAGGGAACCUCCAUAGAUGGAAGUCAUCUGGCUCUUAAAGGUGACGUCAUAGUUGUAACCAUUAAUUACCGACUAAACAUCUUUGGGUUUUUCAGCAAUGAUAGUUCGGACACUCGGGGUAAUUAUGGUUUGUACGACCAACAACUUGCCAUCAAAUGGGUAAAUGAAAAUAUUCUUGCUUUCGGGGGAGAUCCCAACAGGAUAACGUUAUUUGGAGAAUCAGCCGGGGGAGUCUCUACCACUCUACAAAGUGUGAUACCAAGCAACAAAGGAAUGUUUCUGAGAGUUAUUGGAGAGAGUGGAUCUUUUCUUGCUCGAAGAGACUACGAAACAAAGACGCUUGACACCUCUCACCAAGUGAUUGCAAAAGUGUCUUGUCAGAGAACAUCUCAAAAAGAAAUAUUGGAUUGUCUUCGCUCAAAGGACGCUGGUUAUUUAUUAAAGAUUUGGGGAGAAAUUUCUUGGAAUCAGUCGCAUUCUGGUAGCUAUUCACUCACGACGUCUAUUGGCCCAGUUACAGACGUGGAACUCAUUCCAGAAUCUCCCGAUGCUGCGAUGUCAAAUCCUAAUUCAGCGAUGUACAAACAGUUCAACAAUAUUGACCUACUUGUUGGAACUAACACAGCAGAUGCAGGGCUUCUUUAUUUUAAUCUAAAACCAUAUGCCUCCAUUUUCAAAUUUAACUUAUCCGAGGGUGUGCCCACGAGAAUAGUUUGUGAUGAAAUGACGCCUUCAAUUGUAAGAGAAAUUUAUGAGAUUAAUUGUUCUUCUUUGGUCACUGCCAUAUGUAAACAGUACACCCCAACCCCACCAGCGACACUCCAAGCUCAAUCUCAGAUGGCUGCCGAUCUUUAUGGAGAUUUUCUGGAGGAUGUACCGACCAUCAAGUCUCUUGAUGCACAUGCCUCAUCAACCAGGUCAACAUUUCAAUACCUGUUUUCUCACAGACCUGCCUGGGAGGUAAUUGGAGAGCGCCCCUUAUGGCUAAAGGGAGCUAACCACGCAUCGGAAUUGCCCUUUGUAUUUGGACUGAAGACUUUCUAUCCACCAAAUGUGCAAAUAUCAGCAGAGGAGCAGGCUCUUGCAGAUCGAAUGAUGGAGUACUGGACAAAUUUUGCGAAAUAUGGAAAUCCUGACGAUAAUUCCACUGGAAUUUGGAAACCUUACACCGUAAACAGUAGAGACUACAUCAGGCUUGACCUGAACAUUACCAUGGCGUCAACCCUGUACAAAGACAGAGUUCACUUCUGGACAGACACGGUGCCUGGGAUUGUAAAGGGUUGUCAAGGGCGGUCUGUUGACGCUGCGCCAUCUAAUUACUCUUACACUUCAUUUGUCUUAGGAAUUAUCUUCAUAUUCAUCCUAAAUUUAUGUUUCUUAUGGACAAUGAUUUUAAUUUUGUGUAUCUUUUUGUCUGCCGUAAAAGGAAGUUUAUUUCUUAAUGGCACUGUUAAUACAAAGUUGGGGCGGAUUCAUGGUUUUCUGAAAGACGUGGACGGACAGGCAGUUUAUACAUUUUUGAAGGUUCCGUAUGCCUUGCCUCCUAUCGGGUCUCUGAGAUUCAGUAAGCCACAUCCUGUAAUGCCAUGGAACGGAGUGCUAGAUGCUACUAAUCCUGGUCCAUCGUGUUAUCAAAGAAUUAGUCGAUCAUACAGGAAGUUUUUGCCAUCAAUGAACGUUUCGGAGGAUUGCUUGUAUAUGAAUAUAUAUGUUCCUGUGUCAGUGUCCCCAACAAAUAAAUUUCCAGUAAUGGUGUACAUUCAUGGAGGAGGAUAUUCCACGAAAUCUGCUAAUUUACACGACGGAUCUCGAAUGUCUGCCAAUGGUCACGUGAUUGUUAUUCUGAUAAAUUACAGACUAGGAAUGUUUGGUUUUCUGAGCACCGAGGACGAGAAUGCGCGCGGUAACUAUGGACUAUGGGAUCAAAUCGAGGCUCUGAAAUGGAUCCAGAAAAAUAUUGGAUAUUUUGGCGGAGACCCCUCUCAUGUGACGGUAUUUGGACAUUCUGCAGGAGGAUACAGCAUCGGACUACUACUCCUUUCUAAAUAUUCCUAUGGUUUAUUUCACAGAGCAAUAGCAAUGAGUGGGCUUGGUCUCAACAGACGAUCUGUCACUCAUGACGCUCGCAACGCGGCUUUUCGUGUAGCAAAGUUUGUAGGAUGUUAUAACAACACUGUAGAAUACAACAGCAACUCUGUAAACGCUUCUUAUAUUGUAUCGUGUUUACGAGGCAAAACACCUACUGAAAUCCUGAUAGCAACUGGAAAAAUGCGAGCCAGUUAUCACAAAUAUGAUUUUAUAAUGAGACCCGGUCCUGUAAUUGAUGGCGAAUUACUCUCGAGUUCACCAGAACGUAUUAUAAAUGAUCCAGUAUCAGAAGGUUUUAAAACUUUCGUGAGUGCUGACAUCAUUGCUGGAACCAAUGACGAGGAUGGAUGGCUGUUAAGGUCAAAACUAACAGCCAUGCAGAGUACCUACAACUUUAAUCUGGAUGAUGGGGUUUCUUCCUCUGCAAUGUGCGAUGGGGUUGUAAAGGCCUUAGUUCGCGAUUACUUUCACUCCAAUCCCAUUAUUUGGAAUGAAAUAUGCAAAAUGUAUUUAAAAAACAGUUCAAUUCUUGCUCAAGGUCAUGCAACUCUUGACAUGUAUGGUGACAUGCUGUACGCCUCUCCCGCAGUGGAAACACUCAGAAAACAUCGGUCAGGAUUAAAAAGUUUUGGGAAGGCCUUGGAGAAAAAGACGUUCCAGUUUAUUUUUACUCAUAAACCCACAUUUCCAGUCAUCACUCGCCGCCGGAAGUGGCUGACAGGUGCACAGCAUGGUGAUGAGACGUGGUUCAUUUUUCGAAAUAAAAAUUUUAAUUACACAAAGGAGGAACAGAAAUUAAGUGAUGACUUCGUAAAGUAUCUGACCAAUUUUGCGAAAACGGGGGAUCCAAACAGUGAUAAAACAGAUGUCACCUGGCCAGCAUUCACGGAGACUGACAGCUAUAUAACAAUUAAUGAGAACAUGUCGAUAGGACAGCAUCUGUUCGGGAAAAGAAUGACAUUCUGGCUAGAUACAGUGCCUUCCCUUCUAUAUGCGUCAACGUCUUCACAGAUAACGCUUCAUAAAUGUUCUGUAAUUCAAAAUAUCCGGUUGGUGGGACCUCCUGGAGUAGCAGGUCAAGGUCGAGUGGAAAUCCAGAAGGACGGAAUAUGGGGCACUGUGUGCGACGACCAGUUCGAUAUGAUGGACGCCAAAGUUGUCUGCAGAAUGUUGGGAUCAAAGGGGAACGUUCAUCAGGCAACGGUAGAGGGAGUCUUCGGCAAAGGAACCGGACGGAUCUUCUUUGACGAACUGCAGUGUGUUGGCACUGAAACUGACCUUGAUCAAUGUCGAAGUGACUCCUUCCACGACUGCUUCCACAGCGAAGACGCUGGUGUCAUCUGUGACGCAGAUUCUGUAAAAUUCCGGUUGGUUGGCGGGUCUGAUUCUAGCAGUGGUCGAGUGGAAGUGAACCUGAAUGGACUGUGGGGAACUGUCUGUGACGAUGAGUUCGACACACGAGCGGCUCAGGUUCUGUGUAAACAACUGGGGCUGCCAUACGCACAUGCUUUUCCAAACAAUUUCGGCCCAGGAACAGGAUCCAUAUGGCUUGAUGACGUCAUGUGCAUGGGAAGUGAAGGUAACAUCUUGGAGUGCAACCAGACAGAAAUCGGUAACAAUGAUUGUGACCACACAGAGGAUAUCGGCGUCGUCUGCACAGACACCCCACCAAAACUUCAGAUCCGGCUUGUGGGUGGAGCCAGGAAUGACGAAGGAAGAGUGGAGGUGAACAUUGGCGCCGGCUGGGGAACUGUUUGUGAUGACGAGUGGGACUCCAACGAAGCAACUGUCGUCUGCCGCAUGCUAGGAUUCACUGGUGGUAUUCCACGAGCAGUAGCACAAGGUUUCUUCGGACAAGGUACUGGAAGUAUUUUGAUGGAUGACGUUAACUGCACGGGGACUGAGAACACUUUGGCGAGCUGUGGUUUUGCCGGUUAUGGAUCCAAUGAUUGUGACCAUACUGAGGACGCAGGUGUUAUUUGUCAUGCAGAAAAUUCACAAGCUCUUAAAGUCCGUCUGGUAGGCGGGGCUAAUGAGAAGGAAGGGCGUGUCGAAGUAUUCUUCAACAACACGUGGGGUACGGUGUGUGACGACCAGUUUGAUGACAGGGAAGCCAAGGUGUUCUGUCGUAUGCUGGGAUACAACGGUACAGCUGUUGGAUUGGCUGAGGCUCACUUUGGACCUGGUACUGGACCAAUAUUUCUAGACGAUGUAUCUUGCAGUGGAACUGAAGAUACCAUCGCGACAUGUAGCUUUGCUGGGUAUGGACAAAGCGACUGUGACCAUACAGAGGACGCAAGCGUAAUAUGUGACGCAGGUCACCAAAACAUAAGUAUCCGGCUUGUGAACGGAAAGGUUCCGAACGAAGGCCGUGUGGAAGUCCUUUACCACGGAGUCUGGGGCACUGUUUGUGACGACCGAUUUGACUCAACGAAUGCAAAAGUAGUGUGUAGAAUGCUUGGAUUUCCAACAGGUAACGCUGAAGCGGUGACUGGGGGACGGUUUGGAAUGGGGACUGGGAAGAUAUGGCUGGACAAUGUAGACUGUAACGGAGGGGAGAACUCUAUCGCCCAGUGUCGUCAUCAGGUGUGGGGCUCCAACAACUGCGACCAUGACGAGGACGUGGGAGUUCGUUGUGGAAGUACAAUAGAGAGCCCUGUUCGUCUUGCUGGUGGCUCUACACCUUAUGAAGGGCGUUUAGAGGUUUUCCAUGAAGGCAGAUGGGGUACAGUGUGCAACAAUGGUUUUGAUAAAACCGCAGCCAAAAUAAUUUGCAACAGUAUUGGAUAUCCCAGUGACAACCCCACACUUAUGCAGGCGACAAACUUCGGAGUGCCUCCUGCCACGGUGUGGUUAGAUGGGGUGAGAUGUAUGGCUCAUGGUAUAAAAUGUUACCAUUGUGACGGUGUACAAGACCCAGUGACCUGUAACGAAGAAAUGCAGUGUUCGGCAGGAGAAAUAUGUGAAGAGGCGGCAUUCAUCGCCAACGGAGAGACAAGAUUCUCACUCACCUGCCAAAGCAAAUUGGUGUGUGACGCGUUACAAGGAAAUGCGAUUGGUCGUCGGGACGUUGUUAAGAGGCAGGGUCAGACAGUGCAGGUCAAAUGCUGUGACACGCCCCUUUGUAACCGUGACCUCAUAGAUAAGUCUUCAGUCCACGGCGGGCAUGGCCACGGCCACCCUACCACCGGUUGUCAAGAUGACCCUAAGAUGGACUGUAAUGCAUUGGACGGUAUCAACAUAUGCGCCAAUGUCCAAGCGGCCAAAAUCUACUGCCCACUUCACUGUGGCCUUUGUACUAGACGCUAGGGUCAAAAUCAACAACAGAGGUAGCAGG